AGACAGAGGAAGGAAACUUUUAAAACAAAGAUCAGUGGAAAAUCUUUAAAAGUGAUGUAAGAAAAACCAAAGGCAGGGAUUGGAGUGUGGAGGCUGGAGCAAGGGCUAUAAAAUCUCAGAGAACAAGCUCUAAACUAAGUAUUCAACAGAAGGGGACAACAGCACAGUGAGAAGACACAAAGUUGAAAAUCUUUUGAAUUCCCGUUCAAGAUGCUGGAGUGGAGCCAUGUGAGUAUCUGUCUGGUGCUUUCUGUUUCUCUGCUGCAGUGGACCGCAGGAAGGGGAAUUCUCACCGAAGCCUCUACAGAGUCAGUAUCCAGUGAAGAAAAGUCAGCAGCGGACUUGGCAGCGAAGCUCCUGCUUCUAGACGAGCUUGUCUCUCUGGAGAAUGAUGUGAUUGAGACCAAGAAGAAAAGAAGCUUUCCUGGCUUUGGGUCUCCUCUAGACAGACUUUCUGCAGGUUCCAUUGAAUUAAAGGGCAAACAAAGGAAAGUGGUGGACCUUCCAAAAAGGAGAUUUGGAAUUCCUCUUGACAGAAUUGGCAUGAACCGCCUUGCCAAUGCAAGAGGCUAGCUGAUUUAAUAAGUGCUCACACCCUGGAUGAUAUAUGAUACAUCUCAGCCACCAAAACACUUCUGAUGCCUCAGAGAGUUCCUGCUCUUGAUUUAUGUUACAAUGUUUAAUGAAUUGACCAUCUAUAAAUCUAUUUCACAUCCUCUGUCAAAACAAUAAUAGAUUCAAUCCAUCAGGUCAGAACUUUUCACCGCCAGGGUGUGUCUGCUCAGAUCACAAGGUGCAAAUGUGUAAAUAGUGCACUGCACGGCAAUGCUCCUAACCUUUCAAAUAAUCAAUUUCAACAAGUGUGUUUUUUAUUGUUAUUAUAAUAAUGAAAAAGUCAAAA
Spea bombifrons (plains spadefoot toad) is the source of this 901-nucleotide messenger RNA. It is a transcript of the gene OSTN, whose product is annotated as osteocrin. Gene Ontology annotation, molecular function: signaling receptor binding. The transcript has 5 exons. Gene Ontology annotation, biological process: hormone-mediated signaling pathway. Bases 211 to 573 code for a protein of 120 amino acids. Lineage: Eukaryota; Metazoa; Chordata; Amphibia; Anura; Pelobatidae. The record is from RefSeq and is a predicted model, not a curated record.